UCCUUUUUUUCUUACCAAAAUUGCAAUUUAUUUUGCUUCUGCUUCUUCAUUUACUUUUUCUUCACAAUCAUGGAUGAAGAAUACGACGUCGUAGUACUUGGAACAGGUCUCAAAGAAUGCAUCCUCAGUGGUUUACUCUCUGUAGAUGGUCUCAAAGUAUUGCAUAUGGAUAGAAAUGACUAUUAUGGAGGAGAAUCCACUUCCCUUAAUCUCAAUCAGCUUUGGAAAAGAUUUAGAGGCGAGGACAAGCCUCCUGAAAGCUUGGGGGCAAGCAGAGACUACAAUGUUGAUAUGAUCCCUAAGUUCAUGAUGGCUAAUGGUGGCUUAGUUCGCAUCCUCAUCCACACUGAUGUUACUAAAUAUCUGAAUUUCAAGGCUGUUGAUGGUAGUUAUGUGUACAACAAAGGGAAGAUACACAAAGUACCAGCAAAUGAUGUGGAAGCACUGAAAUCCCCACUGAUGGGAUUAUUCGAGAAGCGUCGAGCUAGAAAGUUUUUCAUUUACGUGCAAGAUUACGAUGAGAAUGAUCCCAAGUCUCAUGAAGGACUGGAUCUGAACAAGGUUAAAGCUAGAGAUGUCAUAUCGAAAUAUGGGUUAGAUGAUAAUACAGUAGACUUCAUUGGGCAUGCAUUGGCACUUCAGUUGGAUGAUAGUUACUUGGAUGAACCUGCUAUGGACUUUGUCAAGAGGAUGAAGCUAUAUGCAGAGUCGUUGGCUCGCUUUCGCGGAGGGUCUCCGUAUAUUUAUCCGCUUUACGGACUAGGAGAGCUACCUCAGGCGUUUGCUCGAUUGAGUGCUGUUUACGGUGGCACCUAUAUGCUUAGCAAGCCAGAAUGCAAGGUAGAAUUUGAUGCAGAUGGAAAAGCCUAUGGAGUAACAUCAGAAGGAGAAACUGCUAAGUGUAAAAAAGUUGUUUGUGAUCCUUCAUAUUUGCCUAAUAAGGUCAAGACAAUCGGGAAAGUAGCUCGUGCGAUAUGCUUAAUGAGCCAUCCGAUCCCAAGUACGCAUGAUUCUCAAUCAGUUCAGGUUAUUCUGCCCCAGAAACAACUUGGAAGAAAAUCAGAUAUGUACCUAUUUAGCUGCUCCUGCACUCACAAUGUAGCUCCGAAAGGAAAAUAUAUUGCGUUUGUUACAACAGCAGCAGAGACUGAUGAUCCUCAAACAGAACUGAAGCCAGGCAUUGAUCUUCUUGGACCUGUGGAUGAAAUAUUUUUCGAAACUUACGACAGAUAUGAACCCACUAAUCAGGAUGACGCUGAUAACUGUUUCAUUUCCACAAGUUAUGAUGCAACGACACACUUCGAGACUACUGUGCAAGAUGUGAUUGACAUGUAUAGCAAAAUAACUGGAAAGACACUCGACCUGACUGUGGAUUUAAGUGCUGCCAGUGCAUCCACCGAAUAAUUAUGAAGUUCAGUGAUUCACAGGUUGGAUGAACACAGCUACAAGAACUUUGAGUUCUGCAUUUUAUUUCUUUUGUUUUACUUAUCAUUCAAAACUUUCACAGAAUUGUACAUGUAGCUUGUUUGAGUUUUCUUGCCAAGUCUUCUACCUAAAAAGAUGCAGGAUGAAACCAUUUGGAAGAAUCAAAGAAACAGAGAACACAAACAGGCACUAAUGAUAAAAAAUUAUCAAUUUUGUAAUAAUUUUUUUAUUAUAUACGCAACUACUAGCUGAGGGAUGAUAAAAGUUGCACUUAAUCCUUUUUUGCUGGUUUAACUACUUGAGCUAUUGAAACUA
Messenger RNA from Mercurialis annua (annual mercury), 1740 nucleotides. Its product is annotated as guanosine nucleotide diphosphate dissociation inhibitor At5g09550-like. The transcript is spliced from 13 exons. Gene Ontology annotation, cellular component: cytoplasm. Gene Ontology annotation, biological process: small GTPase-mediated signal transduction; protein transport; vesicle-mediated transport. Gene Ontology annotation, molecular function: Rab GDP-dissociation inhibitor activity. Bases 70 to 1404 code for a protein of 444 amino acids. Lineage: Eukaryota; Viridiplantae; Streptophyta; Magnoliopsida; Malpighiales; Euphorbiaceae. The record is from RefSeq and is a predicted model, not a curated record.